Molecule: messenger RNA, 2209 nt
Organism: Colius striatus (speckled mousebird)
Lineage: Eukaryota; Metazoa; Chordata; Aves; Coliiformes; Coliidae
Gene: SAG
Product: S-antigen visual arrestin
Exons: 16
Coding region: 25-1347 (440 amino acids)
Biological process (GO): G protein-coupled receptor internalization; signal transduction
Cellular component (GO): photoreceptor outer segment; photoreceptor inner segment
Molecular function (GO): G protein-coupled receptor binding
Source: RefSeq, a predicted model, not a curated record
UGUUACCCAGAAGCUCCCCGGGAGAUGCUUGCCAUGACGCAGGCCCUCGGCAGCGUAGCAGGACUUUUUGGGGUAGAAAAGCUUCAUUCACCCACAGCCACAUCCCCAUCUUUGACCAUGAGCUGUCCUGAGUCUCAGAAGACAGGGCUGAGUGGGAAGGAUGGCAGUUCCCCUCAGAAACAAGUGAUCUUCAAAAAAAGCACCCGUGACAAAGCUCUGACCAUCUACCUGGGGAAGCGGGACUUCAUUGACAACGUAGGGCACGUGGAGCCUGUGGAUGGUGUUGUAUUGGUGGACCCUGCACUUAUCAAGGGGAAAAAAGUGUAUGUGUCCCUGACCUGUGCUUUCCGCUAUGGCCAGGAAGACAUCGAUGUCAUUGGCCUCACCUUCCGACGGGACCUCUUCUUCUCUAGGGUCCAGGUGUACCCUCCUGCUGACAAGCCAGAGUCUCUUUCCCACUUGCAGGAAUCUCUGCUAAAGAAGCUGGGGAAAAAUGCUUAUCCAUUUUUCUUCACAUUUCCAGAUUACCUGCCUUGCUCAGUGUGUCUGCAGCCUGCACCUCGUGAUGUGGAUAAGAGCUGUGGGGUGGACUUUGAGGUGAAAGCUUUCUCAACAGAGAAUGUGGAAGAGAGAAUUCAUAAGAGGAACUCUGCACGGCUGCUGAUCCGGAAGGUGCAGUAUGCUCCCGAGGUGCCGGGACCUCAACCCUGUGCAGAGACCACCUGGCAGUUCUUCAUGUCCAACAAGCCCUUACACUUGAAAGCUUGCCUCAGUAAAGAGGUGUACUACCACGGUGAGCCCAUUCCAGUCACUGUCACCAUCAACAACAGCACGGACAAACCAGUGAAGAAGAUCAAAGUCCAGGUGGAGCAGGUUGCCAAUGUGGUUCUGUAUUCCAGUGACUACUACACAAAAGUGGUGGCUGCUGAGGAAGCACAGGAGAAGGUGCAGCCCAACAGCAGCCUGACCAAGACACUGACACUCUUGCCCUUGCUAGCAAACAACCGGGAGACACGGGAAAUCGCUCUGGAUGGAAAGCUAAAGGAUGAGGACACCAACUUGGCUUCUAGUACCAUUAUUAAGGAUGGAAUAGACAAGACAGUGAUGGGGAUUCUGGUUUCCUACAAGGUCAAAGUGAAGCUCACAGUUCCAGGCAUGCUGGGAGACCUCACCUCCAGUGAAGUGGGCACAGAGCUGCCAUUUCGUCUCAUGCACCCCAAACCUGAGGAAAAGAACCCAGCAGGGAAGGAUGGUGAAGCAGAGCUGGUGUUUGAGGAGUUUGCUCGUCAACAGCUAAAGGAUAUGCUUGAUGAUGAAGACAAGACUCUGUCCUCAAAUGAUGAGUGACUGAAAGAACGAGCAGCCAGAGAAGGAAGUUCUGUAGUCUGACAUCAGUUAGAAACUUAGGGCCCUAGGUUUGUAGUGAACUGCAUGUUUUCAGUGUACACAUGGUCUACCAGGGAUCGACCCUGGCGUCAGUGGACAUACAAUCAUGAAUCUCUAUUGCUAAUUAAAAGCUUCUGCGCUAGAAGAAUGUAGCAGACUCAAAAGCUGAUGCUUACUCAAGCUACCAGAGAUGGGCAGGAAGGCUGCCAUGCAAUGACUUCUGCUUUGAGGGCAACCUAGUAAAAAAGGUUGGUUGCUUUUACCACUGAUGAGAGCUUAAGUGACGGUUUGUGUGACCUGCCUAAGCUUACUCGGUGUGAAAGAGCCUCUGACUCGGAAAUGCUACUGAAGCAAGCUCCCACUUCACUGAAGGUUUCUCAGCAGAUUGUACAAAACUGAUUUUGUUUCCUUUUGGUUGCUUUUGUGUUUAUGCUUUACCAAACUCAUCCAGUGAACGUUCUCAGUGCUCAUUCUGUCCCCCUGUGUGGCUUACGUCCACUUUCUGUACCAUUCUAUGUCUUGCAAGUCAUCUUCCACGCCAGCUAUAAUGCUAAGAUGCAAUACCUUCUAGCAGCAUUCUUAACAACCACGUUAUGAAAGAUGAGAAAUGUGCAUUAUCUGUGGAUUGCUUAAACAAAGCUCCCUACAUACAACCCCAGAGAGUGAUCUUAUUUUUAAUGUAGUUUCCUGUAUGCAUCAGUGCUUCAAAAGAGAGUGCAGUAAAAUCAAGGAGGAGCCUGCCCUGAGGAGCUUUUUCUAAUAUCCAUCUGCAAGAGGCUGGUUUGUGUUUGAAGAACUGAGUAUGCUGCAAACUUUGUUCUCU